UCCAUAUAUUCUACUCUUCUUCACUCAUCAAAGGGUCUUUCUAAGAGUCAGCCAUAGUCAUUUUGCAAAAGCCCUUAAUUUUUCUUUCAGACUUCCUGCAACACCUCCCAACCAGAUCCCUAGGGAUGAUCUUCGAAAAAGAAGACCAAAUUUUGACCAUCGACGAAAGGCAAGAUGGGUUGAAUCCCAGUGACAAUUACCAGGAGCAAAAUGAAGAAGAUAAUCAAGAAGAGUGGCUGAAUUUGAGCUUGGGAACAAAUUCAGCCUCAACAGCUGGAGACUCUGAAUCGCAAUCGAGGCCAGCUUCAACCAAAGUUUUUUCAUGUAACUUCUGUAUGAGGAAAUUCUACAGCUCACAAGCUUUAGGAGGUCACCAGAAUGCCCAUAAGAGAGAGAGGGGGGCAGCAAGAAGAUACCAAUCCCAGAGAAUGAUCACGAUGUUGGGUUCACAUACAAAUGCUCCUAUCAUCCGAUCACUUGGUGUUAGGCCCCAUUCUCUAGUGCACAAACAGAGUAGAGAUGGGACAGCAAUGGUAGCAAGAUUCAGUGACCAUAAUAUAGGAUAUGCACCAGGAUGGCCACCCUUCAUGUUUGAGGAUGCAUUAGACUUGAUGUGGCCAGGCAGCUUCCGCUUGGAUGCGCAACAAUCAAAUCCUCCAUCAGAGCCAGUUAAGCUUGACUUAAACCUCCGGCUCUGAUCAAGUUGUUCAUCCUUGAGCUGCAUCUGAAUUCUCGUGUCCAAACAGAUUCCCAGUUUUUUUCUUUUCUGUCAUGUAAGACUGCAGAUGCAGGCCAACAACAUCACGGUUGAGUCGGUGCUUCUGCCCAAUAAAAUCCAAAGAUCGUGAAUAUCUUGUACGCUUCUCAUGGAUUUAGUGCAAACCAGAAUCUACACAACACUCUCAUGUUACUACUCAUUCCAUUUCAAAUCUCCCAAAA
This is a messenger RNA of Syzygium oleosum, 939 nucleotides long. RefSeq names its product zinc finger protein 4-like. The record is from RefSeq and is a predicted model, not a curated record. NCBI's taxonomy places the organism in Eukaryota, Viridiplantae, Streptophyta, Magnoliopsida, Myrtales, Myrtaceae. The transcript has a single exon. The coding region runs from base 126 to 698 and encodes 190 amino acids.